This is a messenger RNA of Talpa occidentalis (Iberian mole), 1214 nucleotides long. RefSeq names its product leucine rich repeat containing 72 (gene LRRC72). The transcript has 9 exons. Bases 52 to 843 code for a protein of 263 amino acids. The record is from RefSeq and is a predicted model, not a curated record. NCBI's taxonomy places the organism in Eukaryota, Metazoa, Chordata, Mammalia, Eulipotyphla, Talpidae. Gene Ontology annotation, molecular function: protein binding.
GGCACCAGAACCAUCUGCCCCAGCGCCUUGCGACUUUUGCUGGAAGCUAACAUGGAAAACAGCCGCAGGGCAGUUGAAGAUCAACUAAAGAUAUGUGGCCACAAAAGGGAUGCUGAUGUAUUUGAGCUCUUCCUUUCUCAAAAGGAACUGACAGAGGUCAUUGAUCUUUCUAGGUUUAAAAAAUUAAAGUACUUAUGGCUACAUCAUAACAAGCUCCAGGGAAUAACAUUUCUAACUAGAAACUAUUGUCUGACAGAACUGUAUCUAAACAACAAUGCAAUCUUUGAGAUAGAAGGCCUCCACUAUUUGCCUUCAUUGCAUAUCCUCCUGCUACACCACAACGAGUUAACAAGCAUCGAUGCAACUGUGAAGGAAUUAAAGGGGAUGCUAAACCUGAAGACCCUAAGUCUCUAUCAGAACCCUUUGUGCCAAUAUAACCUGUACCGUUUAUAUGUAAUCUACCACCUUCCAGGGAUAGAGUUGCUUGAUCGAAAUCAAGUUACAGAAAAAGAAAGAAGAUCAAUGAUUACUAUUUUUAACCAUAGAAAGGCUCAUGUUAUGCAAUCAAUAGCAUUCAGAGGAAAAGUAGAUGCAUCGUGGAAUCCUAAAUCACCAUUUAAGAAAAAAACAGCCCAGAGGGUACCUUCAGAUUUUACAUUUGCGAAUAAUGUAGAUAAAACUUUGUUUGAUGACCCAGAAGAUGCUGUUUUUGUAAGGUCUAUGAAGAGAUCAAUGAUGACAAUUACCUCUCUGAAUUGGGACACGGUUCCAACAAGAGAGGAAAAAUACCUUGAAGAAGAAGAAACAAAACGUACUCAAAUGCUCACAAUUACACUGAGAUAACCUCUGGUAUUUUUAGAAAUCCUAGUGGUUUUCAGCAGUAAAUUAAAAGUCCCUGUAAUUUAGCAUGUUAUAUAUUUAUUGUAUUAUUUGAAUUGAAACAGAAACACCAAUAAUGAAAAAUAAUCCCUAUAUUUUAUGUGAAGUUUUUGUUCAAGUAAAACAUCCAGAAAUGUACAGAAAUCUUAAUUGUUCAGCUCAACAAAUUUUCAAAAAAUUAAGAUGUUUGUGUAACUGACAUCCUAGAGCUAGAAACAGCGUCUCCAGCACUGUAACAGCCUCUUCAUUCCUGUUACCAGCCCUGUUACCAGUAACUGCCCUUCAAAAGUAAUCACUGUCCUGAAAACCAUAAAUUGUGUGUUUUAUAAAUGGAA